UAACUCUCUCAAGACAGUGUUCCUCAAUAGAACCUCCCAAUUCAAAUUUUGGAUUACAGUACUUUUCAUUCCAAUCAGGCGGUGGUAUGCUUUUUUGGAGCAAUUUUAUGGAACAACAAAAGACAAGAGGAUCUUACAUUCAUAAAGAUAACUUUCCAAUACCUGAAACUUGAACAUCACUUGCAUCUGUCUAAGAAUGGACAGAACCUAUUAAACUACGUUAUAUCUUCUGUACGUGUAAGACCUUCAGUACUCUGGGAAAUUAUCUGCACCAUCUCAGUCAUGGCUGGAGUGAAGCCCACAGACUUGGCCCCUACAGCUGCUGUUAAGUUCUUUGGCGCUGGAACUGCAGCCUGUUUUGCUGACCUGAUCACCUUCCCUUUGGACACAGCUAAAGUUAGGCUGCAGAUCCAGGGCGAGUCCAAGUCCUCUGAAGGGAAGAUGGUGGUGAAGUACAGAGGUGUGUUUGGCACCAUCAACACCAUGGUGAAGACAGAGGGGCCCAGGAGCCUCUACAAUGGCCUGGUGGCAGGUCUCCAGAGACAGAUGAGCUUUGCCUCGGUCCGCAUCGGCCUCUAUGACUCCAUGAAGCAGUUCUACACCCGGGGAACAGACAAUGCAGGCAUUGGGAGUCGGCUGAUGGCAGGCUGUACGACCGGGGCCAUGGCAGUAGCCUUUGCUCAGCCAACAGAUGUGGUGAAAGUGCGGUUCCAGGCUCAAGUCAGGGGAGCAGAAGCGGAGGGGGUGAAGAGAUAUAGCGGCACCAUGGAUGCCUACAGGACCAUCGCCAGGACUGAGGGCAUCAGAGGGCUCUGGAAAGGUUGUGGCCCAAACAUAACUCGUAACGCCAUAGUGAACUGUUCGGAGCUGGUGACUUAUGACAUCAUCAAGGAACUUAUCCUGCAGUAUAACAUCAUGACUGAUAACCUGCCCUGCCAUUUCACAGCAGCCUUCAGUGCUGGUUUCAUCACCACUAUUGUGGCGUCUCCUGUAGAUGUAGUGAAGACCCGGUUCAUGAACUCUACAGCUGGAAAAUACAACAGUGCUAUUAACUGUGCUGUCACGAUGAUGAGAAAUGAGGGACCCAAAGCCUUCUAUAAAGGGUUCAUGCCUUCUUUCCUUCGUCUUGCCUCCUGGAACAUCGUAAUGUUUGUCACAUAUGAGCAAAUCAAGAAACACGUGAUGAGAGCACAGCAGUCCUGGGAGUCUCCUAUCUAACCUGUCUCAUCCUGACUGACUGCUGUGUGGAUUUCUCCUACUGACUAUGAUGUUCAAGCCUUGAUCGCCUGUAUAGGCAGAGUACAUUUUCAUCUAAAGGAGGAACCACACAAGUAUUAGCCUGGUCCCUGAUAUGUUUGAGUGACAAGGAGUUGGCAUGAUAGCACAAACAGACUGACAAUCAAGCUACGACUCUGACUUCUGCACAGGAAAGUACGUGCUGGGAUGUGUGACCCAACGUGUCUCCAUGAUGCCUUGUCCCAGACAGCGAGACCAUGGGCCACACAGAGACUAUUGAUACAACUUUGUGACUCAGUAAUGGAAUGAAUGGCCUGAUAGUGGUUUAUCUAACCUGCGUUUAGGUUAGGGAUACUGUAUUAUGCUUCCUCGCUGGUCGAUAAGGUGCAUAAUGUGACCUUCAAAUGUUAUUUAAGUUGUGUUACUUAUAAUACCUAUUUGAAACGUAUGAGAACUUUACCACAAAAUAUCCAUGAACCUGGUGGUUUUGUAUUCAUAACAAAUAAUCCAACAUUCUAGUAAGCAAUGCAAUGUCAUAACCAUUCACUUUUAAAUAAGGAGGUGGUACUCUGCAUUUUACAACUGUAUGUGAAGUUGUUUGAUAUUAUUUUAUUACUGCUGAUAUGCAGUAGCUGCAAUUUUGGACCAAGCCUUGAAGAGUCCAAAAUAAUUAUGAAUAUAGGAUGACCUAAAUAUGUUAUUUAUUAUGUCCUGUUAUGUUAUUUUAGAAGUAAAAUAUUAUUUUUUUCAUUAGUAAAAUAACUGAAUUUCAGAAUAGCUGUCUGUGGUAGCCUUUUUCUGCUUAGUGUUCAGAGGUGUGUCACAUGACACCGUAUUACCUAUUUGUAACAUACUUA
Molecule: messenger RNA, 2093 nt
Organism: Oncorhynchus masou masou (cherry salmon)
Lineage: Eukaryota; Metazoa; Chordata; Actinopteri; Salmoniformes; Salmonidae
Product: mitochondrial uncoupling protein 2-like
Exons: 8
Coding region: 283-1218 (311 amino acids)
Biological process (GO): adaptive thermogenesis; response to cold; mitochondrial transmembrane transport
Molecular function (GO): oxidative phosphorylation uncoupler activity
Source: RefSeq, a predicted model, not a curated record